CAGUCCCUCAUAUCUACUCAUGUAUCCGGCUUGGUAUUCUAUAAGAUUUAUGGGGAAAUUGAAGAGCACCAUACAACGACAGGUGCAUACGUCCUAGACAAGAGAAAGAGGAGAGCUAGGGCAAGCAAGGCGAGAGUGAGGGAGGGCGCAGGAAGGAGGAGGGUAGCCAAAGGAAGGUGGGGAAAGCUCGAGUUCCUGUCUGUCACGGAAACUGCGGUUGGUGUACAUCAGAUGGUAGCUGAAAUGGUCGCUUUCACCUUCCUGUUUUACUCGUAGAAGCGGCUUCGUUGAGCUGCGAGUGGAAGCCAGUCUGUACCCUUCUGAGAGUUCUUUGGUUGCUAGCGUUCUGUCACCAAGAGGCUAAGGCACCAGUCCCGAAGGGAGCGCAUUGUCUUGUCACAGACACUGUGCUCUGUGAAGCAGCGACAUGGCGGAGUCCAAGGUUAUCCACGUGCGGAGUGUUGGACAGGAUGUAACUGAGGAAGAUGUGCACCAGUUUGCUCAAGAAUUCGGGACCGUUACCAAGGUGGUCCUACUCCGUCCAAAAAACCAGGUGCUUAUUCAGAUGGAGGAUAUUCCUUCCGCUAAGGCGUUGAUUGAAGCAUAUGCUGAGACUCAGCCGGCGAUCAGGGGCCGGAACGUGUAUGUCCAGUACUCCUCUCACCAGGAGUUGAAGGCGCAGGAGAACCAUGCACCUACUCCCGGGGAGCCGCGGGAGAGGAGAGAGCAUCCUGAGCAGCGCCCCAAUCGCAUUCUGCUCAUCACCAUCCACAACCCUCAGUAUCCCAUCACCGUCGACGUCCUCCACCAAGUCUUCUCCCCACACGGCCUCGUUGAAAAGAUUGUCACCUUCCUCAAGCAGCCUGCUGGCCUGCAAGCUCUGCUACAGUUUGCGCUGCAACAAAGUGCGGUGAACGCACGCUCCCAGCUCCAAGGCCGCAACAUCUACGACGGCUGCUGCACUCUGGACAUCCAGUACUCCAACCUUCCUGAGCUCCAGGUCAACUACAACAGCGACAAGACCCGGGACUACACAAACCAAAACCUCCCCACCGAUCAAGGCCGCAAUGGGCCCCAGGGAGCCAUGAUGCAGCAGCAGUCGCUGUUUGGCGACGGCAGCGUCUACGGCGUUGCCCACCAUGGGGGCCCCCGGCCGCACCCCGGGGGCCCCUACGGGAUGCACCAGGGUAUGCACCCCAACGUGCAGCUGCCGCUCGGGGUGCCAGGCACCAACGACCGCAGGGUCGUCCUGGUCUCCAACCUCAACGUAGAGCGCGUCGACCCUGACAAGCUCUUCAACCUCUUCUCCAACUAUGGCAACAUCGUCCGGAUCAAGAUGCUCCAGAAGAAGCCCGACCACGCCCUCAUUGAAAUGGCCGAAGGCUUCCAGGCCGAGCUCGCCGUCCACUUUCUCAAGGGCGUGAUGCUGCUCGGGAAGCAGAUGGACGUCAACUACUCGAAGCACCCCCACAUCAACCCCACCCCGGACUCGCACGACUACAGCCACUCGAACCUGAACCGCUUCUCCCGCAACGCCUCCAAGAACUUCCGGCACUGCUGCGCGCCCACUAAGAUGAUUCACUGCUCCAGCCUGCCUGCUGACGUCACUGAGGAGUCGAUCACCGAGUACCUUGCACCGCAUGGGACGAUCACGGGCGCAAAGCUGUCGGAGAACAACGGGAAGAAGCAGGUGCUGGUGCUUUUUUCGAGCGAGGAAGAGGCAACGGAGGCUCUUGUGCAGAAGCACGCGACUAAGUUCAACGGGUCCACCAUCCGGCUAGCGUUCUCCAAGCUUACAUCGUUGUAGUGGGGAGUGUAUGCGAGAAGGUGCUUCCUCUUAGAAAGACGUUGACACAGAUUGCUUGAGGAGAGCUGUUUGUAGUGUGCUAACAUGCGGGGUGGGUGUUCAACUCCACUGACGACAGUCAAACCUUUCAAGGCGCAGGAAUGACCCUGGACAGUUUUGACCAGAAGAGCGGCUUUGGGGUGGCAGCCCCAUGAGGCGGGCAGUGCUAUUGGUGAUGUAUGUUUUGGCUGCAUCAAACAUGUCAUGAGCCUCUAGGGGCGGCAUGUGCCGCUUGCGAUUCCUUUCAAAACAUUCUGCACUUGCUUACGAAGUUUCAUUGCCGC
Klebsormidium nitens is the source of this 2130-nucleotide messenger RNA. The record is from the annotation of a GenBank genome assembly. Lineage: Eukaryota; Viridiplantae; Streptophyta; Klebsormidiophyceae; Klebsormidiales; Klebsormidiaceae.